Molecule: messenger RNA, 1696 nt
Organism: Prorocentrum cordatum
Lineage: Eukaryota; Dinophyceae; Prorocentrales; Prorocentraceae
Source: the annotation of a GenBank genome assembly
AGCCAUUUUGGCUCAAGUUUUUGUGGCUCAACUGUAAUUUUCUGCUCGACGCACAUCUGCCUGAGUGAGCAAGUGCAAACUAUCGUCGCAAGAGGCACCUGGGAAUUGCCGCUGCAAAAUUCGGCCAUUCUACUGUUUGCCUUGCGUCGUCAUUCGCACGAGGGUUUCAGAAAAUCAGCUGGUAUCCGUUUCCUUGUUUUGCCAGCUGCAGAGUUCAAGCACAUAUUGUUGGAACUUCCAGAGAGCGCGCGUAUGACUAGGACUGCUUUCGAAGGUGCCCCGUUGUCCACGUUGAACCCGUCUCUUCGAGGUAACGUCCUUGCAGAGUUGGCUCGCGAGGUUGAUUGUGAAUUGCACGCGGAGUCGACCCUUCAGGAUCCACUUUUAAACGGACGGGUGGGAUCGGCGGAGUAUGACUGGCUUAGGGAUGGCUUGCGGAUCGAGUGCAAGAGCUCAAUGAUGGCUUGGCGGUCUUCUGCGAAGUGUUGGCAUUUCUGUUUCCAGGGCGUCAAGAUUGCCCACAAUCAAGCGCGAAUGACGUCUGCAUUUGAUGAGUUGAUCCUUGUCUUGUAUACACCUCGAUAUUUGUAUUUUUACAAGCAUGACGGGACAUUUGCCUUCUCUUCUGUUGGAUUGCGCACAGCCGUACAGGGUCACCAAAUUCAAAUAUCCGGCCCUAGAUGUGAGAAGGAUUGGACAACGUCUUUGCGCAGCAUCCUCCGCAAGCUGGAUGACGAGACAAACACCUGCUCGCUCCAGUCAGUGAUGCCUCUCACAGAUCCCCGCAUCAGCCGCGCGCUGUCCCAGAGAUGCCAUAUGACCAAUCAGAUUUUCCUUGGUGCUCCAUUGUCUGAUAUUGCUCCGGCUGUGAGGGGUAAAAGGAUCGAAGCGCUUGCAUGCCGCGUUGAUGGAAUCGUGAACCGCGGUGCUCACAUUCAGAAUCCGGGACUCGGGCAUUGUGCGAACGGAAGUCGGCGUGGACUGCACCAGUCUGCAUUUGAUUGGUGCCGAGACGACAUCCGUGUGGAAUGUAAGAGUGGACAGCUCUGCUGGGAUCGAUCUGGACGGCGUUGGAAGGUAUCUUUCCAGUGCGUAAAGCUGAGGGGGCUCAUACAGUUUGACGAGCUCCUCCUCGCGAUUUACACGCCUAAGGGUAUUUACAUUUACCGCCACGAUAAUGAGAGCUUCGUGGCGUCCAAUGGUGCGUCUACACAUUUGAAAGGACACCGGGUGAACCUUUAUGGUCCUUGCCAGGAAGCAGAUUGGGUCAAAGCGUUAGACGCAAUUCUCUGCAAGCUCGACCGCUCUGGCUGCCAGUCCGUCGCAUUCGUGGAGUGGUGAGGCGGCAGGUCGUGGACUGCAUCUGCGCGUGAAACACGCUUCCCUUGGUGCUUCCGCAGGAGUCCACCCUGCGGAGUCCUCUCCACGAGCCCCUCGUCAAGGAGCGGGCGAAUGACGGCACAACAGAAACAUUUCCGCGAUCGGGGACGCUCGUCCCAGGGCGGCUGGAAAGUUUACACGGCGCCCCCGUUGGAGGAACCGCUUUUGUUUUAGAUUGCUUCGUCCGCUAAUUUAAGGAGCAACCCCCAAUGGAUGAGGGUGGGGCGUGAACUGUGCUUCUGCGAUAUGUGCAUGCGAUGGUACAGUCGCCCAACUCUGACGCUAUGGUAUGAAUGAGGGUCAUUGUGCGCGGUGA